AUGGUCAAUCUCGGUCUCUUCCUUCACAAGGGCACUGAGGGAGUCGAGACGAACGCGGUUAACGCUGUACGAAUGGGAGAUGGUGCAUCUCGGCCUCCUACUGCAGGACGGCGCGGGGGGGUCGUGAAGAACGGGGUUCGCGCCUCAGAGCUGUACGAGCUUGCGAUUGACAGGAGGGACGAUGUGCAUGCAUUGGACAAUCUUGGUCUGCUGCUACACCACGGCACGGAAGGAGUGGAAAUAGACGAGGUCCGCGGCCUGGAGCUGUACGAGCGUGCGCUGGAUCGAGAGGUACUUGCGGAGGGAGAACGAGUCGGCGAAGAGCAGGGACGGGAUGGAGGGCGAGCUGGACGAGAGGCAGCUGUACGAACGGCUCAUGGAGCGCGGAAGGGUCGGCGGAGACAAGAGGUCGACGGCGGUGCGCGCCACCAACUCGGCGUGCGUCUCGAUGACCACGUGAGGGAUGAGCGCGCAAUCUGGCGGUGCAGAUCGGCUGUCCUAUCAGCUCCCCCUGCACUUUGUGCACGAGCCAGCCUCUUCUCCGCGAUCAACUUUGCCGGCGCGACGGCAGCGGCGCGCGUGUGGGGCAGGCGCACCGCGAGCGUGUGGCACGUCUGCGCGGACGACGGAGUCGUAGGCGCAGCUGUCGCUGUGCGGGUGGAGACGCUUCUGCAGCGCGAGCUGACGUCUGGAAGUGGUGGAAAGCGGAACAGGAGGUUACGAAGAGGGGGGAGGCUGGGCUGCAGGAGUUGCAGCGCCCCCUGUUGGCAGAGGAGCGUCGGAUAUUAA
Chondrus crispus (carragheen) is the source of this 789-nucleotide messenger RNA. Its product is annotated as Sel1-repeat containing protein. The transcript has a single exon. The record is from RefSeq and is a predicted model, not a curated record. Bases 1 to 789 code for a protein of 262 amino acids. Lineage: Eukaryota; Rhodophyta; Florideophyceae; Gigartinales; Gigartinaceae. Gene Ontology annotation, molecular function: protein binding.